AAAUGUAAAAACCCUCGCGCCGCAUCAUCGUCACAUUCAUUUCUGAAAUUUCUAAAAUCACAGUCACCGAAGUUAGUUAGAGAGAGUGAGAGACAGCAAUGGCGGACGACGACGGUUCAAGCAGGAAGCGAAGACCAACUCGAGGCCCUGACGCCACCGCACGCAGCCAAGCCUUAGAACUUCUCCGAUCCCGCAGAUCCAACGGUCCUCGAUCCACCACCACACCACAAAUCCGACUCGAAAACCCUAUCUACGACACAAUCCCUGAGGAUGAAUACACCGCCUUAGUCGCCAGCCGCCGCGAACAAUCCCGCUCAUUCAUCGUCGAUGACGACGGAUUUGGUUACAACGAUGAAGGCGAAGAAGAGGAUUGGUCCAAAGCCGGUUUCUCCCUUUCCUCAGACGAAGAAUUCGAUGGUGAAUCGGAGAAACCUAAACGGAAGAAAGAGAAAGAUGCUUCACAGAUCAAGCGUCCUUCUGUUUCUUCUUCUGCGGCUAAAUUAUCAGCUGCUGCUGCUAUGAUGGGCGGAUCAAGAGUUUCGUCGAUGUUUACUUCUGCUAAUUUUAAGAAAAGUAGAGAUGAUAAGGUUUGUGAGAGUAUUGUAGAUGAUGUUCUUAAGGAGUUUGCGCCGGAUGAGAACGAUAAAAUUAGUCGGAGAAAGGUUCAAUCAAAUUCGUCUUCUGUUGUUAAUGAUGCACGUAUUAAGGCUAUACCUAAGCCCUCUGCUGAAUCUGUAUUAGGCUCUUUUGCGAGUGAAAAUUUCACGAAAAUUGGUAAUCGUGGAAAUGGUGAAGUUGAAUCUGUUAGGGUUAAUAAGGAUAGGGAUAAUGGAUCUAGGUUAGGGUUAGUGGAAAAGAGUGAAGUAGAAGUGAAUGAGAGUUUGGGAAAUUGCGAGGGAGGAAUGGUGGUGGAAGACAAUGAAUGUGGUAACGAGGAUUUAGUUGAAGAGAAAGUGGCGUAUGUGAAAGACGAAGAAAUGGAAGUGAAACCUGUUGUGAAAAAGGAGGGUUUUACUUUGAAUGCGAAAGUUAGUGAAGAAGCGGUGGAUCCGAAGUUGUGUGCUACGGCUGGAUGGCAGGCGGCUAGGAGUGGUGGAGGUGGAGGUGGGGAGGUAAAUGUUGCUGAUACGAAUAAUCAACAACAGACGGAGUUUAAUUUGGAGCCAGAGGGGUCGUUGCCUUUUUACAUACUUGAUGCUUAUGAGGAGUAUUAUGGAGCUAAUAUGGGUACUCUUUAUUUGUUUGGCAAGGUCAAAACAGGGACUUUGUAUCAGAGUUGCUGUGUUGUUGUGAAGAACAUGCAGAGGUGUGUCUAUGCAAUUCCAAGUCAUCCUUUGCAUUCCACCAAUGAGAUGAUACAGCUUGAGAAAGAUGUCCAAGAGUCUCGAAUUUCUCCUGCAGAUUUCCGUAAAAAGCUGCAAGACGCAGUAUCUGAUACAAAGAAUGAGAUAGCAAAACAUCUGGUGGAUCUGGGCGUUUCUUCCUUUAGCAUGGCACCUGUCAAGAGGAAAUAUGCAUUUGAAAGGACAGACAUUCCUGCAGGUGAAAAUUAUGUGGUGAAAAUAAAUUAUCUGUUCAAGGAUACAGCACUUCCAGUAGACCUCAAAGGAAAAAGUUUCUGUGCUCUUCUUGGAGCUCGAAACAGUGCACUUGAGCUAUUUCUGAUUAAAAGAAAGAUUAAGGGGCCUUCAUGGCUACAAGUUUCAAACUUUUCUACCUGCUCAGCAUCCCAAAGGGUUAGCUGGUGCAAAUUUGAAGUGAUUGUUGACUCUCCUAAAGACAUCAGGGCUUCUUCUCCAUCUUCUUCAAAAAUCACUCUAGUGAAUCCCCCUGUGGUUGUCACAGCAAUAAACUUGAAGACCACCAUAAAUGAGAAACAGAACAUAAAUGAAAUUGUAUCUGCAUCUGUUGUCAGUUGCAAUAUGGUUAAGAUUGACACUCCUAUGCUGGCUUCAGAGUGGAAGAGACCUGGAAUGCUGACCCAUUUUACUGUUAUUCGCAAACUUGAUGGGAAUAUAUUUCCAAUGGGAUUCAAUACGGAGGUCACGGACAGAAACAUAAAAGCUGGGUCAAAUGUUCUGUGUGUUGAAAGCAGUGAAAGAGCUUUGUUAAAUCGUCUAAUGUUACAAUUACACAAGAUGGACAGUGACGUUCUUGUUGGACAUAAUAUUUCUGGAUUCGACCUCGAUGUUCUUCUCCACAGAUCUCAGGCUUGUAGAGUACCAAGCAGCAUGUGGUCUAAACUGGGCCGUCUCAACCGUUCUACGAUGCCUAAGCUCGAUAGAAGAGGCAAAACAUUUGGUUUUGGAGCUGAUCCUGCUAUCAUGUCUUGUGUUGCCGGUCGGCUUCUUUGUGAUACAUAUUUAUGUUCUCGUGACCUAUUGAAGGAGGUUAGCUAUUCUUUAACCCACCUUGCAAAAACACAGCUAAACCAGUCUCGGAAGGAAGUUGCUCCACAUGAAGUUCCAAAAAUGUUCCAAACUGCAAAAUCCCUGAUGGAGCUAAUUGAAUAUGGUGAAACGGAUGCAUGGUUGUCUAUGGAACUCAUGUUUUAUUUGAGUGUCCUUCCUCUCACACGCCAGUUGACUAAUCUAAGUGGCAAUCUAUGGGGGAAAACUCUUCAGGGUGCCCGGGCACAGAGGGUGGAGUAUCUUCUGUUGCAUGAAUUCCAUAAAAAGAAAUAUAUUGUUCCAGACAAGUUUUCUAACUACGCAAAAGAAACAAAAUUGACGAAGCGCAGAGUAACUCAUGGUGUCGAUGAUGGCAACUUUGACGAUGCAGAUAUCAAUGAUGCAAACUAUCAUAACGAUGCUUCUGAAAGUGAUCAUAAGAAAAACAAAAAGGCUGCUUCCUAUGCUGGAGGGCUGGUUUUAGAGCCAAAGAAGGGUCUAUAUGACAAAUACAUAUUACUUCUGGACUUCAACAGUCUAUACCCUUCCAUCAUUCAGGAAUAUAAUAUCUGCUUCACAACUGUUGAAAGAUCUUCAGAUGAUUCUUUUCCUCGUCUGCCAUCUAGUAAAACAACUGGAGUCUUGCCAGAGUUGCUGAAAAAGCUGGUUAAGUUGAGGCGAGAAAAAAAGACAUGGAUGAAAACUGCAUCUGGUCUUAAACGUCAGCAACUGGACAUUGAGCAGCAAGCACUGAAGCUUACGGCCAACAGUAUGUAUGGAUGCCUUGGAUUUUCCAAUUCAAGAUUUUAUGCAAAACCACUGGCAGAGCUCAUUACCCUACAAGGAAGGGAGAUACUGCAAAGUACUGUUGAUCUUGUUCAAAAUAACUUGAAUUUAGAGGUGAUCUAUGGUGAUACUGAUUCAAUAAUGAUUUACAGUGGGCUAGAUGAUAUUGCAAAAGCAACUUCAAUAUCUAAGAAAGUUAUUCAAGAGGUCAAUAAGAAAUAUCGGUGCUUAGAAAUUGAUCUUGAUGGUUUGUACAAGAGGAUGCUACUUCUCAAGAAAAAGAAAUAUGCAGCUGUUAAGGUGCAGUUUAAAGAUGGCACCCCAUAUGAGGUUAUUGAACGCAAAGGUCUUGAUAUUGUCCGCCGUGACUGGAGCUUGUUAGCAAAAGAUUUAGGAGAUUUUUGCUUGACUCAAAUUUUGUCGGGAGGGUCAUGCGAAGAUGUCGUCGAAUCAAUUCACAACUCUCUCAUGAAGGUACAAGAAGAAAUGAGGAACGGACAAGUAGCAUUGGAAAAAUACGUCAUCACAAAGACAUUGACCAAACCACCUGAAGCAUAUCCUGAUGCCAAAAACCAGCCACAUGUUCUUGUGGCACAAAGAUUGAAGCAACAAGGUUACACAUCUGGUUGCUCUGUUGGCGAUACAAUCCCUUAUGUAAUUUGCUGUGAGCAGGGUGGUAGUUCAGGCAGUGCGACUGGAAUUGCUCUACGUGCCAGACAUCCAGAUGAAUUGAAACAAGAACAGGGGACAUGGCUAAUUGAUAUUGAUUACUAUUUGUCACAACAGAUUCAUCCUGUGAUAUCACGUCUUUGUGCAUCAAUUCAGGGCACAAGCCCUGAAAGACUGGCUGAUUGUUUAGGGCUUGACACAUCAAAGUUUCAACAUAAAUCAAGUGAAGCAAGUGAUGAUCCUACAAGCUCACUUUUAUUUGCUGGUGAUGAUGAGGAGAGGUAUCGGGGAUGUGAGUCGUUGGUCUUAUCAUGCCCCAGCUGCUCUAGUGUAUUUGACUGCCCUCCUGUGUUUAAAUCUAUUUGCAUGCUGGGAAAUGAAAAGCCAACCAGCUCAGGCACGGAUGAAUCUGACUACAAUUUCUGGCGCAAGCUUUGCUGUCCCAAAUGCUUUGAAAAUGGUGCUGGUAGAAUUUCUGCUGCAAUGAUAGCCAAUCAGGUCAAACGGCAAGCAGAGAAGUUUGUUUUAAUGUAUUAUAGAGGUUUACUAAUGUGUGACGAUGAAACGUGUAAGCAUACAACUCGAAGUGUCAGCUUUCGUUUGGUUGGUGAUUCUGAGCGAGGAACUGUUUGUCCAAAUUAUCCUCGUUGCAACGGGCAUCUUAAUAGAAAGUACACUGAAGCGGACUUGUACAAGCAGCUCUCAUAUUUUUGUCAUGUGUUUGAUACUGUUUGUUAUAUAGAAAAGAUGGAGGCAAAGUCUAGGAUACCGAUAGAGAAGGAGUUGAUCAAAAUCAGGCCAAUAGUUGAUCUUGCUGCAUCAACAAUACAAAAGAUCAGGGACCGUUGUGCCUUUGGGUGGGUGAAGCUGCAGGAUCUAGUUGUUGCAAUUUAAAUUGCAGGUUUGAUGCCAAAUUCAGUUUGUCCAGAUGCUCAUAUAUGAAUCCACACCAGCAAGGGGGUUGUAGCUUGCAAGUGAAGUUAUGGUCUUAUUAUAAAGAAUGUGAAGUGUUACAGCCACAUCCUUGGUUCAUUAGAGCAGAAAUGACUUUUGUUCUCGAUUGUGUAAUUAUCAUAGAACAAUACAAAUAUUUGUAAAUGUUUUAUCCAAACCAUGUCAAAGUAGUUGAUAUAAGUUAACUUAUCCAAAAGUUUUUCAUCUUCACUUUC
Messenger RNA from Medicago truncatula (barrel medic), 5014 nucleotides. RefSeq names its product DNA polymerase alpha catalytic subunit. NCBI's taxonomy places the organism in Eukaryota, Viridiplantae, Streptophyta, Magnoliopsida, Fabales, Fabaceae. Gene Ontology annotation, molecular function: DNA-directed DNA polymerase activity; chromatin binding; nucleotide binding. The record is from RefSeq and is a predicted model, not a curated record. Gene Ontology annotation, biological process: DNA replication; leading strand elongation; lagging strand elongation. The transcript is spliced from 31 exons. Gene Ontology annotation, cellular component: alpha DNA polymerase:primase complex. Bases 99 to 4739 code for a protein of 1546 amino acids.